AUGGCCAUGUCAGUUGUCCAGGGCGGACCAAGUCCAAACUUCCUUGCUCGUGAAAUUUACAAUGUGGUCAGUAGAUCAUUUGCCAUUGAGGAACUGAAAGAUGAAUCAUUGAAAGAAACUUGUGUCAAGGUACAAAUUAUGUAUUUAAAAUUCCAGGCAAUACGAGAGACUUUAUUUUUGUAGCUAAUGGGCCGAGUUUUUCAAAGCCCAGUUAGCUGCAGUAUUCCUGGGUUAACUACAACAAAUCAUAUGGACUGUCAUGGUAAAUAACCCUGGCUUUACACCAAUCAUCUUUCGGACAACUUGGCCCUGAUGGAAAACAUGAUAAGAAAAGAUGAACAGUUUUUUUUUAAUUCACAUAAAAUUUUGUUAUGCAAAAGAACCUCCUAAUAAACACAGUGCUUUGUGAGAGAUGCUUUUGAAAGUCUUGUAUUUAACAGACAUCCACUUCACAGAACACUUGCUAGUUAUUGACCAAAUAGAAUGAUUUUAUAAAUAGCAGCUGAAUUGUGAUAGCAUGCAUUUUUAAAUGACAUAUGAAGUGUUUCUGAACAGCAAAGUAAUAAAUUACUCAUUGGCAGUAACAAGAAUUGACAGUUUUAGUGUUAUGUUAUCUAUAUUUUUCAGCUCAGAAAUUAAUGCAUCAGAAGAUCAACUUUCAGACAUAUUAAUGGAAGACCAAAUUCUGGAUACUCUUCAAGGCAUUGGCUAUAAUGGUGUACCCGCAAGAGAAAACAAAGAAUCAAUUAAAAAAAUCAUUGAGUAAGUACUGCAUAUGAUGCAGAUCAAUACAGUUACAGCUGUCCUAACGUUUAGUGCGUUUGCAGUAAUGCAUCAGUCAAUUCCACCUCCCCAGCCCCUCCUUCCCAGGGCUACUGCAGCCCGGGGUAGGGGGUGGGGGGGGGUAUUGUGGGGGCUGGGCGCAGGUGGAAUUGACUGAUGCAUAAGAUUCAAACACUUAAUAGUUGGAAACCAUUGUACCUUAACUCUUGCUCAUAGCUGAGCUACAUUUUUUUGUUCGCUUUUUCUUUUUAAAUGGUUUUCUUUGUAGACAUGUACAUGCCUACAUCUUUAUGUGACAGGGUAAUGUAAAUCUGAUGAAGUCAGCUGACUGCAAGGGAAAAAUUUAAUUUCUUUUGCAAAAGCAAAGCGUUCUUUCCCCUUUACAGGGCAAGAUAACAAGUUUUUUGCUCUCAGGGAAGUUACAGUAAAAUUAUAAUGCACUCUAAAGCUUGAUGAAUCAUUCCACUAACCCCGGAUAGACCACACGACACUGCCUUAGUAAAAUGAUGGUUUGUAUCCAGGAGUCAAGUGUGUUUGUGCUACUAAUGCCUUGUAGCAAUUUAUUAUAUUAAAUAACGUUAAAUGGAAUAACAGUAAUAGCAGUUUUGUGGGCAUCUUUUUUAAAUGCAAAUAAGAGACCUUUUGCUAAAAUUUAUGUCCCAUUUUGCAAAUUAAAAAUUUAAUGUUCCAAGGAGUAUCUGGCUGAUUUUAGUUUGUUCUUGUUCCUUCGUUACAGAGCAAUUUGUAUGCAUGACCAAUCUCCUACAAUAUUGUCUAGCAUCUCCAAACUUGAAGAAGGAUUGAAGACAUAUGGUCUCUUAAAGUCAAUAAGAGAGCACCCACUGAUAUGGGAACCAGUGUUUGUCUCAGGAAGUGCCCCCAGUUUAACAGCUACAGCUUUUCUUAAUGAGCUGCUUGUGGAUUUCAGUUUGUCUGAUGUUAAGAAACAAAAGGAGAUAGAUGUAUUCUAUCAUUUUACCAACUACAUCACUCAAUACAGAUGGUUUGCAAUAAACAACCUUGAAGUGGGCAGUUGGAUCCAGUACUAUUCCACCACUGGGAUUACCCAAGAAACUGUCUAUACAGUUUCUGCAUGGCUGUGUAGUUGGAUGCCGAUGUCGGCCAACCACAUCCACAUGUGCUCUUAA
Molecule: messenger RNA, 1931 nt
Organism: Porites lobata
Lineage: Eukaryota; Metazoa; Cnidaria; Anthozoa; Scleractinia; Poritidae
Source: the annotation of a GenBank genome assembly